GAGCCUCCCAGUCAUUGACGUCAGCCAAGCUCUCUUGUGGACGAGUCCCGCGGAAAAGCAUCCACUGCCUACCGUAAGCGCUCCGGAGAGGUCGACGAAGAAGACAAAAGAGGGAUGCGAACAAGAGAGAGACAGAAGCUCGGUGACUGAAGCAUUUUUUAAACCGGCGCAGCAUCACCUCAUCGUCAUCCUAUUUCUCCGGGAUCUGAUCAGAGAAGAGUACGGAUUAUAUUCAGCCACUGCAGACCGCUUUUCCAAAAGGUUUUACUGGUGCUACUGUUAAACCAGCCAUGACCCUGAACGCCUCAGAGCUGCCCUGGGAUGAGUCCUCGGGUCUGGAACCUUUCCUUCCGCUGGACCUGCAGGAAAGCUCCUCUCCACCUGAAGUCCCACCUCUCACCAUCUGGGGCGUGACCCUCUGUGUUUCAGGGACUCUCAUUGCCACUGAGAAUGCCAUUGUGGUAACCACUAUCUUGGUCACCCCGUCUCUCCGUGCCCCGGUCUUCCUGCUGCUGGCCAGCCUCGGCCUGGCCGACCUCCUGGCAGGCGUGGCACUCAUUCUACACUUCCUCUUCCGGUUCUGUGUGGAGCCCAGCGAUUGGUCCGAGCUGCUGACCUCAGGGCUGUUGGUGACCUCUCUGACUGCCUCCCUUUGCAGUCUCAUGGGCGUUGCCCUGGACAGAUACCUGUCUUUGAGCCACGCCCUCACCUAUGGCUCAAGCCAAUCGCGCCGCAGAGCCGCCACCCUCCUCCUGCUGGUCUGGUUGGGUGCAUGUGUCAUUGGCGCGGGACCUGCCAUGGGAUGGCACUGCCUUGAGGAGCCAAACUCCUGUUCUGUAGCACGACCUCUGACCCGAACCUAUCUUUCCCUAAUAUGUGGUGGCUUCCUUAUGGUUAUAAUUGUAACCCUGCAGCUGUAUGCACGGAUCUGCCGUGUUGCAAGGCGGCACGCCCACGCCAUUGCAACCCAGAGGCACUUUCUUCCCACCAACCAGCCGUAUCCAAGCAGACACAGCAGCGGAAAGGGUUUCUCUCGUCUGAUCCUGGUCCUCAGCGUGUUCGUGGGCUGCUGGAUGCCCUUUUCCCUCUGGGGGCUGCUUGGAGAUGCGUCCAGUCCUCCUCUGUACACCUAUGCCACUUUGGUGCCAGCAGCAGGCAGCUCCCUGCUCAACCCCAUCCUCUACAGCCUGAGAAACAAGGACAUCCGCAAGGUGCUGCUCCACGCCUGCUGCCCACACAGAUUCUCGCACAGCACGCACACUCACUACCCUGUCGAUGUGUAAGACCAAUCAAAGCAGAAGUCAAUCUAUGCCAGACAUAUCAUCAUGUAUGUGCCAAAACACUUAGAAUCUGCACUCAGUGUUGUACAUGUCCAAAGAGUGAAAAGCCCCCCCACGGAGGAAAACACUCCUACACACCCAAGCAGCAUUUUUCUGAGAUGAAUUCCUCCAAAUCAGAAUGUACUAAACUGUCCUGGCUGGCAGCCAGCUUGGGACUAAAUGUACUGUCCGGUGUAUACUCUGUGCCUCAGACGACUGUAGCUUCACUGGACCUCCAGAAAUAAACAAUCAAAGGAACGCUACAUGCUUGGAUUGAAUGAGUGUGAGCACUUUAAAAGGAGAGGAAACGCUGGGUUUUUAACACCUGACAGUGUGAAAACACGUGAUCCAAAGCCCAGUUUUAAUUACUUGAAAUGUGUGAGAAACAAGUGGGAAAAUAUUUUGCACAUGCUGAUAAAAGCACUUUGAGAUGUACUGACCAUAUGUUUUUUGUUGCACAACCUUUUAAAGAUGGAUGAAUAUUUUAUACUGAUGAAUAAUAAAUAAGUCUUUUUUUCUAUUGUA
Molecule: messenger RNA, 1844 nt
Organism: Girardinichthys multiradiatus
Lineage: Eukaryota; Metazoa; Chordata; Actinopteri; Cyprinodontiformes; Goodeidae
Gene: gpr3
Product: G protein-coupled receptor 3
Exons: 2
Coding region: 291-1283 (330 amino acids)
Biological process (GO): G protein-coupled receptor signaling pathway
Cellular component (GO): membrane
Molecular function (GO): G protein-coupled receptor activity
Source: RefSeq, a predicted model, not a curated record